This is a messenger RNA of Brassica oleracea var. oleracea, 813 nucleotides long. RefSeq lists its product as uncharacterized. The coding region runs from base 1 to 813 and encodes 270 amino acids. The record is from RefSeq and is a predicted model, not a curated record. The transcript has 3 exons. Lineage: Eukaryota; Viridiplantae; Streptophyta; Magnoliopsida; Brassicales; Brassicaceae.
AUGGAUCAUAUAUCGUACUGCAUGAAAGCACUAGCUCAGUGGAAGAGAGAACGGGAUUUGAACUCUGCAAAAUUGGUUGAGGACCUUAAAGCUAAGGUCGAUAAUCUUUACUCGGACAAUGAUGCCACAACCGAAGAGAUAGCGGAGGCUUUGAAAGAACUAACUGAUGUUCUUAAGGCAGAAGAACAAUUCUGGAAACGGAAGAGCAGAAUUCUUUGGCUUUUGGAAGCACAGGCAAUGUUCCAUGCUCUACGCACGAAUUCCGGGGGAAGAGAGAAGCAAAUGGCAAUAAAGACUGACAUGAGUAAGGCCUACGAUAGGUUAGAGUGGGAUUUUAUCAGUGCGGUCAUGAAGGAGAUGGGGUUCUCAGAUACUUGGAUUGAGUGGAUAUUGCGAUGUGUAUCAUCAAUGAAAUACCAUGUCCUUUUCAAUGAGAAUCAAGGAAAGAUAACGGGGAUGCGCUUUUCACGCGCUAGCCUUCCGGUAUCCCACCUUCUCUUUGCUGAUGAUAGCCUGUUCUUCUGCAAGGCAGAGCCACGUGAAUGCGAUGAAAUCAUGAAAGCACUUGAGACCUAUGGAAAAGCUUCUGGACAAUGCAUUAAUUUUGAAAAAUCUUCCUUACUCUUUGGUAAGAGAAUACCUGGACAUGUUAAGGAUACUUUAAAAACUUCAAAUGGGAUUGCAAAUGAGGGGGGAAUGGGUACCUAUCUUGGUAUCCCUGAAGAUAUUACCGAUUCAAAGGUAAGGCUCUUUGCCUUUCUGAAGGAACGACUACAAGGCCGUGUUAAUGGCUGGACAGGAAGAUGGCUAUAA